Messenger RNA from Meleagris gallopavo (turkey), 3194 nucleotides. It is a transcript of the gene PARP4, whose product is annotated as poly(ADP-ribose) polymerase family member 4. Gene Ontology annotation, cellular component: cytoplasm. Gene Ontology annotation, molecular function: NAD+ poly-ADP-ribosyltransferase activity. The record is from RefSeq and is a predicted model, not a curated record. Lineage: Eukaryota; Metazoa; Chordata; Aves; Galliformes; Phasianidae.
AAAAAAAAAAUGUUCAUUUCAGGUAGUGAUGUUUCAGACCUACACCAAUCAAAACAGUAGUCCAAUUGAAGCUAAGUAUGUUUUUCCUUUGGAUGAUAAAGCUGCUGUUUGUGGAUUUGAAGCUUUUGUCAAUGGAACACACAUCAUUGGGCAGGUUAAAGAGAAGAAACAAGCGCAUAGAGAAUAUCGCAAAGCUAUUAGUGAAGGUGAUGGAGCUUAUCUAAUGGACCAGGAUGCACCGGAUAUUUUUGUAAUAACUGUUGGAAAUAUAUGUCCAAACUCUACAGUACUGAUCAAAGUUACCUAUAUCACUGAACUGAGUUGCCAGAACGGUUGUAUCACCUUUCAUAUGCCUGCUUCUGUGUCCCCAUGGCAACAGGACAAAGCAUUGAAUGAAAACACACAGGAUACAGUAAAAAAGAUUUGUAUUAAACAAGUAGAAACACUGAAAAACAGAUUCUCCUUAGAUAUGUCUAUUGAGAUGCCAUAUAGCAUUGAAAGCCUACACAGUUGGACACAUAAACUUAAGAUAAAGAAAACAGAAUGCAAGGCUGUAAUUAAGACCGUAGACAACAGUUCUUUGGACAGUAGUGGCUUUGGUCUAGAUAUAUGGAUUUCUCAUGCCUAUGUGCCCCGAAUGUGGGUAGAGAAGCAUCCCAACAAAAAUAGUGAGGCUUGCAUGCUUGUAUUCCAACCAGAGUUCGAAGCAGCAUUUGAUGAAGAGCAGCUGUCCAGUGAAAUUAUUAUUUUAUUAGAUUGCUCAAAUUCUAUGGCAGGUUCAGCUCUAUUGCAAGCAAAGCAGAUUGCUUUACAUGCCUUAAAACAGCUUAAUUCCAGACAAAAUGUAAAUGUAAUCAAAUUUGGCACAAAUUUCUCAGAAUUUUCUUCAUUUUCAAAGGAUGCCUUAAAGGAUUUGGCAUCACUAACUGAGUUUAUUACAUCUGCUACAGCAACAAUGGGAAACACUGAUUUAUGGAAGAGCUUGCGUUACUUGAGUUUGCUAUUUCCUUCUCAAGGACAUCGUAACAUUCUUCUUAUAUCCGAUGGACACAUUCAGAAUGAGAGUGUGACCUUCCAGCUUGUGAAAGACAAUGUCCACCAUACGAGGUUAUUCACAUGUGGUGUUGGUUCUGCAGCAAAUCGACACAUGCUGAGAUCUUUGUCCCAGUAUGGUGCUGGAGCAUUUGAAUACUUUGACUCAAAAUCAAAGUAUAACUGGGAGGCAAAGAUACAGAGCCAAGUGUCUAGAAUAUUUUCUCCAGGAUGCAGUUCUGUUUCUAUUAAAUGGCAACAGUUUGAUAUAAAUGCACCAAAGCCAAUGCAGGCUCCUGCUCAAAUACAGUCUUUGUUUACCAAUGAGAGGCUUCUCGUCUAUGGAUUUGUCCCUCACUGUACUCAGGCCACCUUAAGGGCGAUAAUAAAUGACCAAGAACUACAAACUGUGGUGUCAACUACUGAAUUACAGAAGACAACGGGAACAGUGCUACACAAACUCACAGCAAGAGCUUUCAUUAGGGACUAUGAAGAUGGUAUUCUUCAUGAGAAUGAAACAGAACAUGAGAUGAAGAAGCAGAUCUUGAAGAACAUGAUUAUACAUCUCAGUUUGGAGAACUCGAUUAUAACCCAGUUUACAAGCUUCAUUGCAGUUGAGAAGAGGGAUACUAAUGAAAUUUGUUCUGCUAAUGUUCCAAACAUCCUGGAAAUUAUAGCUCAAGAAGAUGUUGAUUUUUUACCUUAUAUGAACUGGGAACAAAAGCCAGUGGGAUCCAGCGUCUCAUUUUCAGGAGAACCUUACGGGAUGCCUCCAUUUGAUGGAGAUCUGCAAGAUUCUGAAGCUUGGUCAGAUUGUUUCACAGCUGAGAGAUGUGAAGCUGAAGGCUUCCAAUUUCGACUUGGAGAACUUUCUGUUAAUCAAGAAAGCACCUCACAAGAAGUCACACCACAGGAUUAUGGAUUUCAUGAUGGUGACAUCACAACGAUGAAAUGUUCAAGAAUAAUGUCAUCUUUACCAUGUAAAUCUUCUGUGAAUGCUUUAUUAUUUGGCUCUGGACUAGAAGCAGGAGGAGAAGCUUAUAUAACUCAAACAAAUUCACUUCCAACACCUGCACUUCCAGAUCCAGGUGCCCAUCUGAGACUUUGUGAACCUCCCAUUUAUUGUUCUCCUCGAAGUCUCUUUGGAGGAAUGAAAUAUGAUAAUUCUUCUGUUGAUCACAUUCCAAAUAUAAUUGUGUUCAAUUCAUGUACAAGCACAUACUCUUCUCAUAAGACUAAUGCUGAAAAACAAGUUACUCACAAUUCUCCUGCUCCCCAACAUAGUAAAAAAAAAAUUAAGCCAAAGUGUAGGAAGAAAAUGGUAACAGGUCUGCACGAUGCUACAGCUUCUGAACAAGAAUUUCCUGAGAGUGCUAAAUUUUUGGUACAACCAAGGUGUUUCAUAACAACAGAGAAAGAAAGAAGCCAACAGAAACUUGAGUUUACUCCUGUAAUCUGGGAAGAAAUUUUUGAUCUCCAAAAUCAGGAUGGCUCUUGGAAUCUCAGUCCACAGUUGGGAAAAAUCUUGAAAUUUGAUGUUGAUUAUUUAAUUAAUCAUUUCCUUAUUAGAAAAGGCAUUCAGUCACUCGGCACAAAUGGAAAAGAAAAGCUACUGAAGUUGAUUGCUACUCUUCUUGUGCUACAGUUCAUACGCUGUGCAAAGGAACUGCAAGGGAUAGUCUUCAAAUCACUGAUGAAACUGGAUAAUUUAACAACUUCAAGCGGUGUUCACUGGGCUUUUGAGUCCAUCAAGAAAGCAACAGAGUGGGUAAAAAGAGUUGAGGGACAAUUUGCAUCUAUUUGCUAUCGACUCGAACUUGGGAAAGACUGGGAUUCUGCCACCAAGAAGAUACUGGGGAUCGAGUGCAACUAACAGCAGCUCUACUUCAAUCGUUUCAUGACUGUGAUUGUUUAAGACAAUAGCAACGUUAGGUUUUCUUGCUGCUUUACAUAUUUUGAGUAAUUUUCACCUUACGUUAUUCUUGAAUAAUUUUCAUAGUCACAGACAAAUACUCCUAGUAUUGUUAUAGUAUCUCUGCUGUUUUAUUUCUUCCAAAAUCUUAUCUUCUCUGUAACAGCACUGUCAGGUGUAACGCAGUGUGUUUUGAUGGCUACCGCUGUGCUUAGCAAAGCCCUAAUAAACACCUUCACAAUGCAACCUA